Molecule: messenger RNA, 755 nt
Organism: Didymella exigua CBS 183.55
Lineage: Eukaryota; Fungi; Ascomycota; Dothideomycetes; Pleosporales; Didymellaceae
Exons: 1
Coding region: 215-715 (166 amino acids)
Source: RefSeq, a predicted model, not a curated record
CAACGGUUCGUUUCACGAUGCACCCUGGUCGUUUUCGCACGCAUCGAUCGACCAAACGAGGCCGUCUACGCAAACAGCUUCGUCGGCCAGUCAUUGAUGAGCAGGCUACUGUUUAUCGAACGCCUCCAUCGAUAUUCUAGCUCACCGGCUUCUGUAACUUGGAGAGAGCGGUGUCAGUAUUCAUUCUGCUGCUUUUGAGACAUGUCUUGGAACUAUGCAGGUGAGCGAUCGAUAUUCUCCAUAUGCAUCAGUCACCGGUUGGAAUGCUGCAGUUCCCGAAGGUAUCAACACAAACACGUACAAUUCACCAUUUCUUUGUCCAGCAAACAACACUUGGUUUCCCGACGAUAAACGAGGUUCUAGUUCGCGGCAAACUAUACGGCAAUCAAACGUCCAGCACCGUCCGUGCAACACCAACCCCACGAUGGGGACUGUGCUUGGCUGCCGGAGAGGCUGCUUGUGCAACCAUGAGGCUGGAGUGACACAAGACAUUGUUGAUCUCGGAAUACCUCCUCGAGACACCGAGGCCUGGAAUUCGGAGCCGUUCACCGCUGUGCGCCAUAUCUUGCAUGGACGAUUCGUAGUUGUUUGGCGUUUCGACAGUGCAUGUGCGGUGCCCUCUGAGCUUACCUUUCUCCUAGUAGAUUCUACCAUGCCGCCUCACCCUACUCAGAGUCAGUUUAAUUUCUUGCUCGGAUUAUCUAAUGUAGUCUAGUUUGUGAAGUUGCACCUUGAGAGAACAUGCAUGUUGAUAU